CCUGUAGGGAGAUGGGCAUUUGCCUUCACUCCCUCUCUCUCUCAAGGACUCGAUUUGUGGCUGGUGGAGCUGUCUCAAAUGAAGAGAACGGUGAGCAGCGAGGGUUUGUUACCUUAUUACACAGCCCACAGCUACCGCUCAAUGGGUGUGUUCAAUACCUCCAUGGGGGAACUGCAGCGACAACUGUACAAGGGAGGAGAGUAUGACAUUUUCAAAUAUGCACCUAUGUUCGAAAGUGACUUUAUCCAGAUCAGCAAAAAAGGAGAGGUGAUUGAUGUACACAACCGUGUCCGAAUGGUGACUGUGGGCAUCGCAUCCACCAGCCCCAUCCUCCCACUACCUGAUGUCAUGCUACUGGCACGACCGACAAAAGUCUGUGAGGAGCAUGCCAGACACACCCGGACCACCAAGGGGAGAUGUCGCAAGCCCACGAAGACCCUAGAGCUCACCAGGCUGCUUCCCUUAAAGUUUGUCAAGAUCUCCGUUCACGAUCGCGAGAAACAGCAGCUGCGCCUAAAGCUGGCUACGGGCCGCACUUUCUAUCUGCAGCUGUGUCCCUCUUCAGAUGCACGAGAAGACCUCUUUUCCUACUGGGAAAAACUUGUCUAUCUCCUCAGACCACCAGUGGAUAGCUGCAGCAGUACUCCAACACUGCAGGCUGGGGACCCAGUGCCCUUAGAGGAUGACAAAAGCCUAGUGACCCCAGAGCUCCAUGGAGAAGGGGAUCAGGAUGCGUGUAGGCUUCACAAGCCUCGUGAGGUGUCUAGAGCAAGCUCUUCUGGUUACACUGGGGGAGAGGGAGUCCAUCAUGCCCACCGCGGAAUGCCUGGCUCACCUGAAGUCCCGAAGGCUUCAGGGACUGCCGACGGAGCAGCAUCCAGGUCAGCCGCAGGUGUGGCAGUAGUGGGGACAGGAACAAGCGCUACAACAGGCUUGGCAGUGGCAGGGGCAGGAAUGAGGCCUUCCUCCGGUGCUCUGAGCAUAUCAGCAACCAAGGCUGUAGAUCCAGGCCAGGUAAGCACAGUGGCCUUGGCUGGAGCCACCGCCGAAUGCCCAGGAGAAAGUGGAUCCAGCAAGGCCAUUGCAGGGGUUGUCAAUAUAUCCUCAGAAGGUACGAACGUGGCCUUGGGCUCUGCAAGCACGUCCUCAGUAGGUAAUUCCACUGUAAUGACAGGAGCUGCCAGUCUCUCCCCAGGAAGCAGCAUGAGUGUGGUGUUUGCAGGUGCAUCAGUGACUGGCACACCCGUUGCAGAAAGAGCUGGGGGCCCAGGAGCAGCACCCCUCGUCUCAACCUUGCAGAGCGAAGGCUACAUGUGUGAACGGGAUGGAAGCCAGAAGGUCUCCCCACCCAGUGCUGAAAUCCAGAAGGGAAAAAAAGAAAGACGAGAAAAGAAAGACAGAACUUCCAGUAGGAAAAGUUCCCGUCACCACAGGACAGGAGGGAAAAAGUCGACGCAGAAAUCAUCCUCCCACCGGUCCCUAUCGGGCCAUGACAAAAGAGAUGACAGAAAGGAGAAAGGGCAGAGCCAUGUAAGAAAGAAAGGGCACCACUCUCACAAGAGUGGCAGCCACAGCUCCACGGCAAAGGAGUCAAGGACAGCUCACAAAUUGGGGAAGAUCAAAUCUGCAAACAGUUCAGGUACUGUAAGUAAGAAAUCCAGUAAAAUUAGCUCUUUCUUCAAGAACUUGAAAGUCAUUCCUGGCUCAAGAGCAGCAGCCACAACACAUCAUAGGGAGUUAGACUUCAUGGCUAAGACCCUAGAGAAGCAUAACAUAGAGACCAAGAUAGAGAAAACCCAGGAUGCCCAGGAGGAGAUCUGUAGUACCCUGACAUCUGAGACAUUGGAGACAAUAAUCUUUGAAGCUAAAUCGAUUUAAAUAGGAGACCAGACAGGAAGCUGCAAUGGAGACCCAGCCUCAGGGAAGUAUCCCUAGA
Hyaena hyaena (striped hyena) is the source of this 1936-nucleotide messenger RNA. It is a transcript of the gene GARIN3, whose product is annotated as family with sequence similarity 71 member B. The transcript has 2 exons. Gene Ontology annotation, cellular component: nucleus. The record is from RefSeq and is a predicted model, not a curated record. Lineage: Eukaryota; Metazoa; Chordata; Mammalia; Carnivora; Hyaenidae. The coding region runs from base 79 to 1878 and encodes 599 amino acids.